Candidula unifasciata is the source of this 1476-nucleotide messenger RNA. The record is from the annotation of a GenBank genome assembly. Lineage: Eukaryota; Metazoa; Mollusca; Gastropoda; Stylommatophora; Geomitridae.
AUGGGCUGUGAGAGCUCCAAGUCUGUGGACAUGGUUUUCAGUGGAACUAACAAAACAAGUGGUUCUAAACAGAAAUCUGGCACUGGCAUGACAAAAGCAAAUUCAGAGCUUACAGAUGAUGAGAUGCAGAAGAAAAUUUAUCAAUACAUACAACUAGACAAAGACAUUCUUGCAUGGGAAGGAAAGAAUAUACCAAAGUCUUUGCAAGCAACGAAGGAACGAGCUAAUGAAGUAGCCAAUUCAAUGAAGGAGUUGGAACAACAGUAUCAAGCAGCAUGUGACAAAAUGAUUAAGGAAAAAGCUGAUGUAGACAAAAUGCAGAAUCCAAGUGUCAAAGUGUUUUUUAAAAAUCAGCAUGAGUAUGAGGAAAAAUUGACUAAAGAACAGGAAGAAUACUUGGAGGCCAUCAGCGCACAGGAAGUUUUAAAGAAGCAGCUGGAAGGUAUACAGAUGCAAGCAAGGAACUGCGAUGCAGAAGUUCAGGAAAUGUCCAAAGAGAUGAGCAAACUCGCUUUACUAUAUGAUGAGCAAGAUCAGAUAUUAGAUGAUAUAUUCAGUGGUGCAUACGGAUCUGGCCUGGAAAACAGACUAGAAAGCGAAGUAGAAGAGCUUCUUGAUAGGAAGGAGAGAAUCGGAGUAGCAAAAUACAAAUGGUCAAAUGGCCGGUUGCUUCUGCAGCAUGCCUACAACCAGCUAGGGUAUGCUGUGAGUCGCUGGCAGACCAUGGAUCAAGUACCCAGCAGCAGCAUACAAGUGAAAUACCAGCUGGCAACUGAGACUAGAAAUAACCUGAUUGCAGCAAGCCAGAAUAUUAUGAAUGCAAAAAGAUAUUUGAAUAAUAUCAAGUUCCCAUACUGCGAACCCGAAGAGAUAGCUACACUAAACAAAGCCUGCAGCAACAUCUAUGUAGACAUGCUGUCCCCUGACAGACACCAGCAUGCCCUACAGUGCUUUUGUGUCACACAUCGGAGAGCAUCAGCACUACUGCAAUGGUUUGACAAUGUUAUUAACCAGACAAUUGAAAAAGACCUGGCAAGAGCCAAAGCUGAACUUAUACAAAGACAAGCAGAGCUUCGCAAAGAGCGACUGCGUUUGAUGAAUGAGAAGAUUGGAGGAAAUGCAAGUAACAUGAAGAUUUCUGAUAAAGAUGUACUUGAUGAGUUUGAUGAUGACUCUCUGGAGCCAGAACUAUUGGCUAUUUCUGAGCCAGACAGGGUCGAAGGAGAGAAUGUUGGGCUACAGCCUGGAUCCAACGGACAGGUGAUGGCACCCACGCCACUUCCACUCAGUGAACUGGCUCCACCUCCUUCACAGGAGGAUCUCUUUGGCAACAUUGAACAACUGAAGGAACAACAUCAGCAAGAGAGAGCACAGAUUGAGAGAAUCCAAGAAGCAAACAGGGCCAGAAUGGAGCAAGGGUUGCAGGAAAAGUUGAGGCAGAGGAGAAAUCAAAGAACGAGAAUGAUGGAAGAAUAG